Messenger RNA from Amaranthus tricolor (Joseph's coat), 2374 nucleotides. RefSeq lists its product as uncharacterized. NCBI's taxonomy places the organism in Eukaryota, Viridiplantae, Streptophyta, Magnoliopsida, Caryophyllales, Amaranthaceae. The record is from RefSeq and is a predicted model, not a curated record.
AUUCAGACACUAUGCCAGAAAUCGGGGGGCAAUCGUCAAGUUUUCUAACCCCCAACUCUUCUUUCAUAUUCAAAAUCAAUUCAAAUCAAACAUGAAGAACAUCAUCUAGUUUCUAAUUAUAGCAGAUUUUCACCAUUUUCCCUUGCAAUAUCCCUACAAAUCCUACAAAUUCCCAUCAAUGUGCAUCAUUUUGUGACUAAUCCUAGUUCAAACAUGAAGAACAACAGAAUCUCUGCAUCAAAUCAUCAUAUUAAGAUAUAGAAAACGCAGCAGCAGAAUUCUCGAACUCCAUUGAAGGUAAAAGAUUUCAACAUUUCAUCUUCUACUUCUAUUGAAGCUCCAAGUGGUUGUCUUAGAUUCUUUCUUUCUCAUCAUUCUUCCAAUGUUUCUAAAAUUGUUAGUAAUCGAAGACCCAAAUCUUACGUUUCCGAUAAAACCCCUAAAUCAGCCCCUAAUAUUAGGAAUUUGAAGGGUGGAUUAAGUUAUAAUGGUGGAAAUUUAGAUAAUAAUUGCAAUAAUGUGCAAAACCCAGAAAAACCCAUGUCUAGAAAUGCUCAAAGGUUAAAGAAAAACCCUUCUCCUUCUCUCUGUCUUUGGAAAUCUGGUAAAAAAUCUUGCUCAAAAUCUCGUCAUUUGUGCAAAUUUUCUGCUGAUUCUGACAAUAAAUUUAGUGAAAAUACUGCAAUUUUUACUCCUGUGAAUAAUUUAGGAACUGGGUUUCAUCAUAAAACAGCCAAUUUGGGUGAAAAAGACCCAAAUUCUUCUGAUAAAAGUAGCCCAAUUCCAGCAAUUCAAGUUUCAAUUUCUCCAGAGAUUAAUGGUGGAUCAAAUUCUAUUGCAAAAUCAACACCCACCACUUGUUAUGCUGCUGGCCAUGUUCUUUCAGGUGUGAGUGAUAAGAGAAAAUGUAGGCCUAGAGGAUUACUCACCAUUGGGGAUAAUAACUUGUUUGGAUCCUCUAAAACUAUGGUGAUUGAUAGUAAAGAUGAAAAUGUCAUUGGGACCCACAAGUCUAGGUGUUGGGUUUCUCUUGUUCCUUCUUCUGAAGAUGCUUCAAUCCAUUGGAUUUUAUCUCCUUGUGACGAAGAACAUAAAAUUGGAUGGUUUUCCUCUGAAUUAGGAUCUAAGAGUAACAGUGGUGUCACCGAUAGUGAUGCCACCACUGUUACUCGUGUUAGUGGAAGUAAAAGCUCGGAGUUUCGAGCCCAUCCAUGGCCUUCAUUUGAUUGUAUGGUGCGUAGUCCCUCACCGACAUCUCCUAAUGUUACUGGUUUCAUGAUCGAAGCCUCCCCUGAACACGAGGGGAAUCCCCUCGAUGUUGAUGAUUCGAUAGGAAGUGGAAAUGUUAUUCGAACUCCACAAUCGAGUUCUAGUUCACAAAGUUUUGGAUUCUCGCAUAUGAGUCGAGAUGAGUUAUCUCGACUUUGGUUUGAAUGUGAACUUAACUCGGUAAUUGAAGUUCUUCGAAGAGUAAGCUUAUCCCCGGAAUGUGAUUUACCUAAGACAAGUUUCGAGUUUAACCCACUGAUUAAACUCAAUAGUUCUAUUGACUUUGCUGCAUUCCGAAAAGCCUUUGAUAAUCCGAUUUUUCCUGAUGUUUCUGAAGAUAGGAUAUCAUGGAGAGAAGGCUUGGAAAGUCGUAUAUUCGAAAUGGACGAGUUAGAUUGUUGUAGAUGCUUUUCCAAUGAAGAAGAUGAUGCCAAUGAUCGCAAUGAUCCCUAUGAAUCCUUUUCUUGUCGUGAGGUAGUCGAUUUUGAUUCUGAUAGAAUCGAGAAUAGUUCUCGUGAGCCUAUAAACCUUGAAAACGAAGAAAAACUCAUUUCCGAGGAAGGAACUACUAGUGUAUCUCUCGAGUUCGACAAUGGUGAUGAAAUUUUGGAUGUGGUGAAAGAUUCUAGUUGGAAAGUGUGUGAGAAUCAGUUGUUCAAAGUAUGAUUCUUGUGUUGUCUGGCCUGAGUUUGCUACAUUUUUUGCUUUUAUUACAUUCUAGAAUGUGUUCACAAUAUCUCAUUUCUUUCUUUCUACAAAUAAAAUUGUUGAAAAAAUUGAUAUUAAUAAUUUAAUUUUUUAUUCAUUCGCUAUGAAUAAUUUUACUUUUGGAUUAUUUUUUUAAUAAUCUAACCUUUGCCCUUAGUUUGCUAUUCGCAAAACUUUUUAUUUUAUAACAAUUUAACUUCUACCCUUAAAUUACUAUUAGCAUAUCUUAUUAGUAUGCUGACAGCAAAGUAAGGGCAAAGAUUAAUUUAUUCAAAAUAAUUUAAAGUUAGAAUUAUUCACAAUGAAUGUGUGAAAGGUUGAAUCAUUAAUAUCAAUUUUUCCUAAAUUAUUUAAGAUAUUUAUUUGUUAUAGGCUAAUGCAUCAGUAUUUUACAAUU